Molecule: messenger RNA, 1320 nt
Organism: Quercus lobata
Lineage: Eukaryota; Viridiplantae; Streptophyta; Magnoliopsida; Fagales; Fagaceae
Exons: 4
Coding region: 1-1320 (439 amino acids)
Source: RefSeq, a predicted model, not a curated record
AUGGGAAAGAUAAAAGAAGAUCUCGGGAAGACUAACAACAGGCGAAACACUGAAGUCCCUGAAAAAAGCCUAUGGGAAAGAAACAAACAGUGUCCAUCACAGUUCCCUCCAAUGAAGAUGCCAAAGAAUGACAAGCUUGAUAUUUUCUUCUCAGAAAGAGAAGGUCGCAACAUUAGGCAAUCUCAUGACGACCCAUUGGUAAUCAUGCUUAGGUUAGAAGAGUUCAGCAUCCAUCAGUUUCCAACAACUCAUGGAGUAGAAAAAAUCAGAGGAGACCAAGUUCUGGCAAAAGAGUGCUAUCAAGUUGCUCUGGAAUCUGGAAAGAACCACACAUGGGUGAUCAAUGAACCAGAACCCAUUCCCGAACUAUCAAAAAAACCACAAGAAGUUGAGAUCGUCCUAAGAGAUUUGAAGAAGGAAGAUCAUACAUCAUCGUCUCAAUGUCAACCCAUAAUGCAAACCUGUGUAGCAGAAGCGAAGAAUAUUGCACCAAAGGGCAAUAAAGCUAUAACUAAAGAAGUAGAGAAGCUAUUAGAAGCCAAUUUCAUUAGGGAGGUCUUCUAUCCAAGUUGGCUAGUAAACGUGGUCAUGGUAAAGAAGAGUAAUGGCAAGCGGAGAACAUGCGUCAAUUUCAUAGACUUGAACAAAGCCUGCCUAAAAGAUAGCUUCCCCUUGCUGAGGAUUGAUCAGCUGGUAGACUCAACUACUGGACACAAGCUGUUAAGUUUUAUGGACACAUUUUAUGGAUACAACCAGAUUAUUAUGGAUGAAAACGAUCAAGAGAAGACCUUGGUUGUUACUAGCCAAGGGUUAUAUUGCUACAAAGUUAUGCCCUUUGGACUGAAGAAUGCAGGAGCCACCUACCAAAGAUUGGUGUACGUAGAUGAUAUGCUAGUUAAAAGAGAGGACGGAGCCAACACUUGGACGAUCUCAAAGAAACCUUCAGCACACUAUGCAAAUCCAUACAAAGUAAAAGCAAUAAUCAAGGUUAAAUCACCAAAAACAAUGAAAGAGGUGCAGAGCUUGACAGGAAAAGUUGCAGCCCUAAACAGAUUCGUCUCUAGGGUAACAGACAAGUGCAUGCCAUUCUUCAAGGUAUUGAAAAAAGGCUUUCAAUGGAAUGACAAAUGCAAGGAAGCCCUUGCCAAGUUAAAAGAGUACUUGACGAAGCCACCUCUAUUAAAUCCAUUGGUGAUGGGAGAGAAGCUGCUCCUCUACUUAGCAGUAUCCAACACUAUAGUAAGUUCAGCACUAAUCAAAGAAGAAGGGAACAUCCAGAAGCCAGUUUAUUAUACCAGCCAGGCAUUCCAAGGAGCAUAG